AAAUAUGAUCUGAUGACGCAUGUUUAGUGACGUCAUCACGCCUCAUUUAGAAAGCGAAAGUAAAAGAAUAAACAGCUUCAGUCAGAGUUUCGUCCAUUUUCUCCUUUAUAUUUGCUCAUUAAUGCGCGGAAGGGCUCGGGCUGAUCUACAGUCAUCAUUGUACCGUGUUAGCUCGUGUUUUCCCGGAGCUCGAGUGUGUGUCUACGGUGAGUUCUGUCCUCGUGAUUCUCCAGUCUGAUCAUAAACUCGUCUGACAGAAAUGCGCUCGAUUAUCGGCCUUCUGCUGCUCAAUCUCCUCACAGACUGCUCUGUGUCGUUCACCGUCGUGGCUCCUCCUGGACCUGUAGUGGCUCAUGUGGGUUCCACAGUUAUUCUGCCCUGCUGGAUCUCUCCGGCCCAGAAUGCUGAAGCUCUGGAGAUCCGCUGGUACCGACAAGACUUCCAAACCCCUGUACUCCGCUACCAACAUGGAAACAUACAAGAUGAACAGGAGGAGUCCUUCAGGAACCGCAGCUCUCUGACACCACGCUCUGAUCUGUCUGGAGGACUGAAGGGUGGAGAUGUGUCUCUGCGGCUGGAGAAGAUCAUCAUUCAGGAUGGAGGUUCAUUUCACUGCUACGUCAGUGGAGACAGUGCAUAUGGCAGUAAAGACCUGGAGCUGAAAGUCACUGCUCCAGGAUCUGCUCCUGUCCUGUUCCCCAGGCCUCUGGAUGACGACCGGCUGAACGUCAGCUGUAGCUCCAGCGGCUGGUACCCCGAGCCAAACAUCACGUGGACAUCAGACCAGGGAAAGACUCUGCCUCCUGCAGGAGUGUCUCUCCAUCGGGGAGCAGACGGGUUAUUCUCUGUCCACAGCUGGACCACCGUCUCUCCAUCAGAUGCUCAGCUGGUCUGCUGCUCCGUGUCUACAGCAACUGGAGAGUCCAAAGAGGGAAAGAUGGACAUAAAGGGCUUUAUCUCCUCAGGUUCUUCAGACCCAUGGAAGCCUCUGUUCUUCACUCUCCUCAUCUGUGCUCUUCUGGGUUUGGCUGCACUGAUCCUCUGCAAAUACAGAAACAAACUAACAGGGAAGAAAGCAGCUGGAACAGAUGGUGAGAAUAUACCUGUGAAGGAGAAAACAGUUCCAGUAGCCAUGAAUAUAGAAGAACUGAGGAAACACGCAGAGCAGAUCAGUAUUGAUCGUGAGAGUUUAUCUCCAGAUCUGAAGAUAUCGAGUGACUGUAAAACUGUGAGGGACAGUCCAGAUUAUCAUUCCACUGCAGAGGGGUUUCCAUAUCAGUUAUGUGCAUUUGGAGCUCAACAGUUUACCUCUGGUCGACACUAUUGGGAGGUACAGCUGGCAGCUCCACCAAAACCUCCUAAAAUCUCCUGGUUAAUCGGUGUGGUGAAACAUGGAAGUUUUAGGUCUAAAGACAGAUCUGCUUUAACUCCAUCAAGGGGUUUCUGGUUCUUGUGUUCAGAUGGUGAUAAUGGCUUUUACACAAACACUGAUCCCCCAAUAACCCUGUCCAUAUCCCCGAGGCCUGAGCGACUGGGAGUUCUGCUAGAUUAUGAUGCAGGUCUGCUGUCGUUUUACAGCGUUAAAGAGAGUAAACAUCUCCUGACCAUGCGCACUAGAUUCUCAGGCUCAAUCGUUCCUCUGUUUAAUCCUGGUGUAAGCGACGAAAGUCCACUCAAAAUAGUAGAUUGUCCAGUAGCUGAAGAAUCACCUGCAGAGGUCACUCUACCUUUACUGAAUAACUGCAGUACAGACGCCUGACUGACUGACACAGAGCUAAAUGUCUCUUUUCCACAUACACUCUAGCUGGGUUUCCAUCCUGAAGAAGCAAAUAAUUUCAAAGUUCUCAAAAAUACAAAAUCAAAUGUGUACUAGCUGCAUUUCAAUCAAGUUAGAGUGGCUGACUGUAGUAUUGGUAACCUAGCAAUCAACAGUAAACAAGGCAAGCAUAAUGGAGUGAUGGUGGUUUAAUGUUCAAUACGGGCUCUAUUUUAAGUGCAAAGUCUAAAGCUCAUGACACAGAAGCACUAAGGGCAUGUCUGAGAGCACUUUUGCUAUUUUAAGGAGGGGAAAAAUAGUCUGUGCACCAGGUGCAUGAUCUAAAAGUGUUGUCCUUAUUCUCUUAAUGAGUUAUGGGUGUGUUUUGGGCAUAACAUUAAUUAAACCAAUUAGAGUCUCAUCUCACAUUCCCUUUAAGAGUCAGUUGUGUCUCGCACAUUUGCUAUUUACAUGAUAGAUUUCGUAAGCGGAAAACACUUCACUAGCGAGAAAACAGUUAAACAUGUUAAACAGCUACAGAACAAGAAUCUUUCGACUGUGGAUUUUGGAGUGGGUGGUGGACACACCGCACCGAAGAUACUCAUUACAUAUUUCAUUUCGUAAUUUCAGUUGUUAUGUGAGAAAAGAGAUUUCAAAACUAUUUCUAAAUUCAGUUUUAAUCUUAAUAAAUGAACAAUGAUAAUGAAGUGUGGUCAGAAAACUGAGUUAUAUACAAACACACGUGCUAUUCCUAUAUCCCAUAUAGUGAUGCAUACGUCUCCAAAACCCCACAGAUGGACAAAUCUAAACACAAUUAUAAAAACAACUAUAGAUAUGCAUAUGAUAAACAAUACUAUAAAUUAUAAUAACACUAAACAAAUGCAACAAAUUUUUAAUAAACUGACUACAACAGAGCCGGAUUCAAUAAAAGCCCUCAUGAGGUGAGCAAGACAAUGGAAGAGGUAGCAGUUUAUAU
This is a messenger RNA of Danio aesculapii, 2732 nucleotides long. RefSeq names its product butyrophilin subfamily 2 member A2-like. Gene Ontology annotation, molecular function: protein binding. The transcript is spliced from 8 exons. NCBI's taxonomy places the organism in Eukaryota, Metazoa, Chordata, Actinopteri, Cypriniformes, Danionidae. The record is from RefSeq and is a predicted model, not a curated record. The coding region runs from base 260 to 1759 and encodes 499 amino acids.